UUAGGGUCGUAUUACGGACCUUUCUGAUUGCGAACGCGUUCUUCAAAAUCAUUGGGGGCUGCGUUGCAUUUCUGUGGACACCAUCCAUUUCGCGAUGCUUUCAAGAACACAAGUUCCCCUAGGCACUUAGCCGAUGACCCGAGUAAGCGAGAUUUGCUCACUUACUCAGGGGAUUCGGGAAGAUUGAAGUUCGUCAAAAUGGUUCAAUCUCUUCGUUCAGUCGCGCUCUCGGCGCUAUGCAUCCUCCCCUACACCACCACAGCCUACCAGGACAACGUGAAAGCCGGUCCGAACGCGCUCGACGAGUGCGCGGCAUGCCCGCGCAUGUACACCUACCUAUACCGCUGUCAACAAAUCUCGCAGCCUGGCCGGGUUGGAAACGAGGUCCAUGAUUGCCUCUGCGACCGCAGCGACAACGGCUGGUAUGCCUACAUCGACGCCUGCGCGGGCUGUCUGGGUAACGCCGCCGAGGGCGACGACGAUUUCUUCAGCAGCAUGCGCAGGAUGAUGUGGACGACCUACUCGGUUUGCCGCGACCAGAACGGUAACAUCACCAGCGACGGGUUCAGCCUUUGCGCAAACAAUGGUGGCAAUUAUGAGGACUGCUUGUCGCUCAAGGACAGCUCGCAGGGGGAGACAUGGGUCAGCUUCAGGGCGUUCAAGCUUGUAGGAGCCACCGACAGCAACCACACGCAGCUUCUCAAUCUUGCCGAGGUGAAGAAGAACUUGACUAUAACCUCGACAACCCUCGAAUCGACCUCCGCAACGACAGCGACUGCAUCGGACACGGCGGCUGCGACUACCACGACUGCCACUGGGACGGACGGCCAAGCCGCAUCGACCACGACUGGUUCGGGGGGCACAACGACCACGACAGGCACGUCCUCGGCAGCUCGUUUGUGCCAAGGAUCUCAGGCUGGAUACGUUUUGGGGGUUUUGAUUGUUGCGGGAAUGGUUGGGCUGGUUUAAUUCGGAUUCCUGUUUAUAAUUAGUUACUCUUCAUGUGAUGAAGAUUUCUGAUGCGUCUCUGGGUUUUGUGCCGUCUCUGCACUUUGCACCCCACCAUCUGGUUGUGGGCCCCUGAAUUUCAAUGAAGGUCGGGCCCAUGGGUAGUUGCCACCCCGCAGUUGUUUAGUGGACCGCUGCGGCUAGUUUUCGGUUCCACAGCCGAUUGCUCCCCUCAACACAGCGCAUCUCCAGACCGAUCUUUCCCCGCUGCCCUGUGCCAUCACCCACCAGCGCCAUCGCACCUGCGCAGCAGCAGUCGAUCGCAACGGGGUUGCCCCACCCCUCAGGCAAGAUCGAGCCAGUCUCCUGUCGACAUUGUUUAUGUGUGUCAGCAUUCAUUGAGUUCUGAGUCGGAUGCAGAUUUGUAGAGUUGAGUCUCGCAUAGAGGAUCA
Molecule: messenger RNA, 1400 nt
Organism: Canariomyces notabilis
Lineage: Eukaryota; Fungi; Ascomycota; Sordariomycetes; Sordariales; Chaetomiaceae
Exons: 2
Coding region: 199-969 (256 amino acids)
Source: RefSeq, a predicted model, not a curated record